Penicillium nucicola is the source of this 429-nucleotide messenger RNA. RefSeq names its product glycoside hydrolase superfamily. Gene Ontology annotation, cellular component: fungal-type cell wall; extracellular region; cell surface. NCBI's taxonomy places the organism in Eukaryota, Fungi, Ascomycota, Eurotiomycetes, Eurotiales, Aspergillaceae. The record is from RefSeq and is a predicted model, not a curated record. Bases 1 to 429 code for a protein of 142 amino acids. The transcript is spliced from 2 exons. Gene Ontology annotation, molecular function: glucan endo-1,3-beta-D-glucosidase activity; 1,3-beta-glucanosyltransferase activity. Gene Ontology annotation, biological process: cell wall organization.
AUGACUCUUGUUUUGAUCCUACUGACUUCUAUUCUAGGCACGAUUAUACUAGCUUCCAUUAUAUGGUGGGUCAAACCACCAGUGCUCCGACCUCCCAAUCGACGAGUAGAAAUACAAAUCCCUCAAGUAUCACUGGCAAGGGCCAAUAUGACUGGAGGUUGUAAAAGCGUAGAUGAGGUAGCUGCCGAUAUUGAGAAGAUCAAGACCGCAGGUUUUGAUUGUGCUCGUGUUUAUUCGACUGAAUGUAAUGCACUAUCCCAUAUCGGCGAGGCGUGUGAGCAGGAGGAAGUUCAAAUGAUUUUAGGAACUUACACUGAUCAUUCAGGAACCUCUGCUGCCGAGCAGCAAGUUCAGGAUAUCGCAAAAUGGGCCAAGUGGAGCCAAGUCAAACUGAUUGUAGUCGGAAAUGAAGCAGUUCAGAACGGCUAA